Molecule: messenger RNA, 1552 nt
Organism: Chlamydomonas reinhardtii
Lineage: Eukaryota; Viridiplantae; Chlorophyta; Chlorophyceae; Chlamydomonadales; Chlamydomonadaceae
Exons: 7
Coding region: 363-1361 (332 amino acids)
Biological process (GO): mRNA 3'-end processing by stem-loop binding and cleavage; mRNA transport
Cellular component (GO): cytoplasm; histone pre-mRNA 3'end processing complex
Molecular function (GO): histone pre-mRNA stem-loop binding; mRNA binding
Source: RefSeq, a predicted model, not a curated record
CCUCACAGAAUACAAACAGAAGCUUGCCCAGAGCAUGGAGGUGAAGAAGGUGUCUCAACUGGUGCUGUUACAUCGCCGAUGGGCCCACAACUUUCAAAAGCUGGCGGUUCACUUCACUAUCACCAACACUCAUCCUCAGCGACCUAUAUCAGACCGUUGUAUCUCUUCUCACUUUAGAACUUUGCCUUGAAGCUUUCACACAUUCGAACUGGUUCGGAUUUUUCGCCUCAACUGACCUCUUAGCUAGCUAAGAGGUUUUCUGCUAGAGGCCUAGGAAAAGCUACAGUCAAGCCUCGGCAAGCCGGCGGUCUUUUCCGUGGACAAACCAGCCGAAGGGCGAAGGCGACGCUAUGGCAACCAGGAUGUACAGCGGCGGACGUGUUCUGGAUACUAGCGCUGAGUUUGCCGUCGACGAUGUGCGAGGCCCCGUCAGCAACGCAGCUGUGGUGCCUCCUACGUGGGUUAAGUCGCCGGUGAAGAAGGACGUCAAGCCCCCUUGCAAAGACCUCGACGACCACAGGCUCGCGCAGCGGCAAAAGCAGAUCGACUACGGCAAGAACACCCUUGGGUACCAGCGCUACCUGCAACUCAUACCCAAGGACAAGCGGCAGAAAGGCGACCCCCAGACCCCUGACAUGCACCUAAACAACAGCAAGCGCGCGUUCGAGGGCUUGAUAAAGGUCUGGCGCCGCCAACUGCACAAGUAUGACCAGGACGGAGACGAGGACGCGGGGCCUGGCGCUGUGCUGUCGUACGCGGAGCGCGCCCGCCUGGCGUCCAUCAACUCGGAGGGUGACGUGGCGGUGUCGGCGGUGGCGUCGUCGCCCACCAACUCCAGCCGCAGCCGGGGCUCGCUGGACGGCUACCUCCCGCCGGUGGUCGCAAGCGACGCCAGUGGCCGCAAGCGCCCCUUCAAGCGUGCCUUUGACCAGCUGGCCGCGGAGAACCCGCAGCCCUCCAAGCUGCUCACCAGCCCCGCCGGCCCGCGCCCCGGCGCGCCGCAGUCCGCGCCUCCCGCCACCACUGACGCCGGCCCAGCGCCGUCCACCGGCCGCUGCAUGGACCCGCCCGGCCCCGCCCCCACCCACCACGGCGCUCGCACCGGCUCCAACCUCGGCCCCGGCUCCGGCGUGCCCAAGGCGCCGGCGACUGCUCCGCCGGCCGCGCCGCGCGCCACCACUGCCACCACCGCCAACACUACGGGCUCGCCGCCUGGCUCGGCAAAGAAGCGCUCUGCGGGCGCCGCCCUGGGCCAUGCCGGUGCCGGUGCGGGCGGCGAGGACAUGUUCCGCGAGUGGGAGGAGGAGGACUACCCCGGGCUGGAGCAGUGGGAGGACGAGGAGGUAGACGUGCAGCUGUGAGACAGCUCCAGGAGCAGGUUAACAGGGGUUGUAGCAAGAGGUUGUGGUGAUGACGUUAAGCAGCUGUGAGGUGGGAUGAUACGGUCUGUAUCUGCAUGGCACACCCUUGCUGGGCAGUGGAUACAUGCAUGCGCGCUCUAAUCGAGCGUUUGCCUGCGCCUAGAUCGCAGCCGUUGUAAAAGGUGUGAAGC